AUGUUGAAUAGAAUUUUUGUCGUAAUCAGAAGACACAUAAAAAAAUGUCUGUUUAUUUCCCUUUUUAUUAUGUUAAUAGUACUACAAAUAAAUAAUAAGGACUUUUAUAUUAGUAGAAAGCUACAAGAGGAUACUGUUAGUCUAUCGAAAAGACUGGAUAGGCCAAUAUGGGAUCUUGGAAGAACAUCAGCUGUAAUUGGUUUGGUAUUAACGGCUGCCAAUGCAUUAUAUACUGCUUGGUGUCCUGUACUUUGCAUUAUACCAACAUCCCCUACCUGCUGGACCCUAGUUGUCGGAUUAACAAUAUCGGCAGGUGUGUCAACCCUUGGGAUAUCUUAUGCUGCCUAUCAGGAUUAUUUUAACGGUGAAUUUGAUAUCAUGGAAGAAAUCACCCCGAUUUCAUUGGUUAUUCUUAACCGCUAUAGGUCCCAAUAUAAACUAACUAAUACCACUUUUCAUACCUUUCCAGCUGUAAAUAGUACAUCCGCAAGUAAUUCAUUAUACAAGCCUGAUUACAUUUAUGAUGAAGUAGUCCAUACAUUUAUUAACGCUGGACUAGGUACACCACUACUAACAAAAUCUAAUUAUCUUUUUGACAAAAAAGAAUCAAACACUCGUGACACCUAUGAUUCUCUUACAAUUCAUUGGAGUACACCGUUGGGUCAACAUACAGCUACGAAUUUAAAUCAUUAUGAUGUCAGGUGGAUGGCUUCUGAUAUUGCUCAACAAUACUUAUCCGGCUAUAAUGGCUCCACUUUAUACACAAAAAAUGCACAAAAAAUGUCUAUGAAAAAGAAUGAGGGCCAGGUAGUUAAUUGGGUCUCAUACAAUAUGAAUGAAGGUGGCCCAAUAGUUGAAAAUCUUUCAUUAUGGAAGUCGUUUAAAAACUUUGGACAAUGGGAUGAAAAUAUUGAGGCAUUAUCUGAAAUGUUUUAUAAAAAUAACAUUUACAAAAGUUGGAAAUGGAACGUAGAUAUUGUGACUGAUGCUGGUAUUAGUGGUACGCGAUGGUUUGAUAGAAGGAAGAAAAGAGCAAUUACUCACGGUGAGGUCUACUUAAAUCAAUAUGGUGGUCUGGAAAAACCAUAA
Molecule: messenger RNA, 1089 nt
Organism: Henningerozyma blattae CBS 6284
Lineage: Eukaryota; Fungi; Ascomycota; Saccharomycetes; Saccharomycetales; Saccharomycetaceae
Exons: 1
Coding region: 1-1089 (362 amino acids)
Source: RefSeq, a predicted model, not a curated record